Peromyscus californicus insignis is the source of this 243-nucleotide messenger RNA. RefSeq names its product defensin beta 113 (gene Defb113). The coding region runs from base 1 to 243 and encodes 80 amino acids. Gene Ontology annotation, biological process: innate immune response. The transcript has 2 exons. The record is from RefSeq and is a predicted model, not a curated record. Lineage: Eukaryota; Metazoa; Chordata; Mammalia; Rodentia; Cricetidae. Gene Ontology annotation, cellular component: extracellular region.
AUGACCAAAACUGUUAAUGUUCAUGUGUCAAUUAUGUCAGAUUUGACAAGUGCUCCUCAGAUGAAAACAAGACAAAUUGCAGAAAGAACACAUAAGUGUUAUCUGGUCAGCGGUUCAUGCAAGACUGAAUGUAAAGCUUGGGAGUAUGUCUACAAUUACUAUGACAUUGAGUCCCGCUAUGUGGUGUGUAAAUUCCAAAAGCCAAUAGUGAGAUUCUUGACUAGUCCCAAGGCUACAACUUAA